Messenger RNA from Naegleria fowleri, 1707 nucleotides. RefSeq lists its product as uncharacterized. Gene Ontology annotation, biological process: glutamyl-tRNA aminoacylation. The transcript has a single exon. NCBI's taxonomy places the organism in Eukaryota, Heterolobosea, Eutetramitea, Acrasida, Naegleriidae. The record is from RefSeq and is a predicted model, not a curated record. The coding region runs from base 1 to 1707 and encodes 568 amino acids. Gene Ontology annotation, molecular function: glutamate-tRNA ligase activity; tRNA binding; ATP binding.
AUGCUCAAAUUUCACUGUCGUUCAUCAUCCUGUGCGAGUUUGUUGACUCCGAGUAGUAAAUUGAAUACGACCAUUGUUUUGAAAAGAAAUAUUUCUCCUCAUCAUCAUCAAGAUUGGAAUUCAAUUAAUUUUAAUACGAAUCAUCGUCAUGAUUAUUUAGGAGUGAUCAGCAGUAAUUAUAACUAUUCAGAACGAGAGUUUCAUCAUCUUUCUGCUAUUACACAUUCAUCAUCACAAAGUAGUGAAGUAGUCACCCGAUUUGCACCAAGUCCAACUGGUUUUAUGCAUUUGGGAGCCCUCCGAACAAGUCUUUUCAAUUACUUGUUUGCUAGAAAACACGGAGGAAAAUUUCUGCUUCGUAUUGAAGACACAGACCAGAAACGUUUGGUUCCUGGAUCGAUUGAACAAAUUCAAAAUACUUUGAAAUGGGCUCAUCUCUCCUAUGAUCCUCUUGUGAUUUCUGACCCAUCCACCAAUACGACUAAAAUCAUUGACUUUGCUAUUCAAUCUCAAAGAAAUGAAAUUUAUCAAGAACAUGUUCAAAUACUUCUCGACAAAGGAUAUGCCUACAAGUGCUAUUGCACAGAGGAAAGACUUGAAGAAGUAAGAAGUAUUCGUGGACCAAGUAAAUAUGACCGUCAUUGCCUCAAUUUAUCAGAAGAAGAAAAAGAAGAAUUCUCUAAAAAAGGAAAUGGCAAAUUUACCAUUCGUAUGAAAGUACCCGAUCAUAUUCAAUAUACAGUUUUUGAGGAUCAAGUUUAUGGAAAAAUUAAGAUUGAAAAUAAGACUGUGGAUGAUCAAGUUUUGAUGAAAUCGGAUGGCACUCCAACCUAUCACUUGGCAAAUGUUGUGGAUGAUCAUGUGAUGGAAGUCACACAUGUGAUACGAGGUCAGGAAUGGAUUUCCAGCACACCAAAGCAUUGUAUCUUGUAUGACAUGUUUGGAUGGGAGCGACCGAAGUUUGCUCAUUUACCUUUACUGUGCAAUGAGGAUGGAAGUAAGCUCAGUAAGAGACAAGGACAUGCCAGUGUUGAUUACUAUAUGAAUUUGGGAUAUUUACCGGAGGCUUUGAUCAAUUUUGUUGCAUUAUUGGGUUGGCAUCCUGGUACAAAUGAUGAAAUUUUUACACUCGAUGAGCUGACUCAGAAAUUUGAGCUUUCUCGGAUUAAUAAGGGAAAUUGUAAAGUUGAUUUGGCUAAAUUGGAAUGGAUUAAUUCACAACAUAUUAGAAUGAAUAUUGAAAAAGAUAUGGAUGGAUUUAUUGAACUUUUACGACCACAUCUCGCUCUUUCGGGAAUACCUGUGGAUGAAUAUUUGAGAAAAGUUUUAUACAUUGGAAGAGAACGUAUUAAGAGAGUCCCUGAUUUUGUUGACUUUUUCAAUUACUUUUUCUAUGACGUCAAAUUAGAUACUCCCGAAGCAGUGGAAUUAUUAGAGAGUAUAGAAAAGAAAGUUCCAGACCAUGCCUCUGUGGCUCGGAAAAUUAGAGAUGAAUUAGUUAAGAUCGACAAGGCCAACUGGAAAGAAGAGUCCAUUGCCAAAGUCAUUUCAGAUUUUGUUCAAAACAAUAAGGAACAAGUCAAAGCCUACGGUAAUGUGGUAUUUAUAUUGCGAUAUUACCUUACUGGAAAGAAGAUAGGUCCCAACAUUACACAAAUCAUUGAAACACUCGAUAGAGACGUUGUCCUCUCACGUUUAGCCGUGUAA